CGUCCAGGAUUGCCAAGGCGACGGGCCGCCUAACAGCCAGCCCGCGCCGGGCCGGGCCAGAACCUCACUGAGUGGCGGCGGGGCCCGACCAGCGCCUCCACCCGGCCCGGCCCGACGCGGGCGCAGCCAGGCGGGGGAGCUCCGAGACCCACGGGGCGGGGCGGGGCGAUGUGGAGCGGUGGAGGCCCCAGCCGGGCCCGUGACCAUGGGCAUCGCGGAGUCCACGCUGGACGAGCUGCCGUCGGACGCCGAGGAGCAGCUACGCAGCGGCGAACAGCAGCUGGAGCUGAGCGGGCGGCGGCUGCGGAGGCUACCCGGCGCCGUGUGCGCGCUCAGUCGCCUGCAGAAGCUGUACGUGAGCGGCGCGGGACUGCGCGAGCUGCCCGAGGAGAUCGAGGAGCUGCGCGAGCUACGUAUCCUGGCGCUGGACUCUAACAAACUGGAGCGCCUGCCCGACGGGCUGUGCCGCCUGCCGCGCCUCUUACGCCUCUACCUGGGUGGCAACAGGCUGCGCGCGCUGCCCGCCGACUUCGCGCAGUUGCAGAGCCUGCGCUGCCUCUGGAUCGAGAGCAACUUCCUGCGGCGCUUCCCGCGGCCGCUUCUGCGCCUCGUGGCGCUGCAGUCGCUGCAGAUGGGCGACAAUCGGCUGCGCGCGCUGCCUGCCGAGCUCCCGCGAAUGAUCGGCCUGCGCGGGCUCUGGCUCUACGGGAACCGCUUCGAGGAGUUCCCGCCCGCGCUGCUGCGCAUGGGGCGCCUGCACAUCCUCGACCUGGACCGAAACCGCCUGGGCGGCUUCCCCGACUUGCAACCGCUGCGCGCGCUGCGCGUCUUUUCCUACGACCACAACCCGGUCACCGGGCCCCCGCGCGUCGCCGACACGGUCUUCCUUGUGGGCGAGGGCGCCGUCGAGCGCAUGGCUGAGCGCGAUGAGCCAACGCCGAGGCCGCCACCACGCCGCCCCACGCGAGCCUUCGAGGACGACGAGGAGGAGGAGCUGCUGAUCGGGAGUGCAGGCGCCCGGGCCCUGGGGAACCCCGCGUGCGGGCCUUGCACCCUGGAGGCCCUAUCCGGCCUGGAUACCUGAGGCUGGGGUGUGACUGGUGAUUGAGGCCAGCCGCGAGGCAGAGGGGACCGGUAGAGAGGAAUCUUUGGGGUGUGGGGUGGCCAGGCGCCGUCCUCUCCUCCCCCUGGAACCCGGGUCACUGCUCUAGGCAAAAUCAUCCGACUGCCAGGGCGUCUAUGCCUUCCUCAUGGGGCUUGGCUCUCCCAGCCCACACCCUAUCUGGUUCCAGAGUGGCUACCUCUGGGAUGCACUGUGAAGCACUGUGCAGCCCUUCGGCGGAGGGAGGGCUAGGCCCAGGGCAGAGAGUGGGAGAAGCUGCCUGUAAACACCCCCCCCCCCCAACCUGGGCCUCUUGUGCUCCUCCCUCGCAGGAUCUCUGUGGGCACCCUUCCUCCCUUCCGUCUGGACUCUUCUCCCAGCAUGUGCCUGGUAUUUUGCUGGGCAGAGAGCUCCCUCUUCCUUCCCCAUAGCCCGAGCCGGCAACUAUCAAGUUUGAAAAGAAGCCACUGUGCCUGCCUGGCUUCCUGCACCAAAGAGAGGGGCUCCACUCUCCAGAGGCUGCCAGGGACUCUCCCCCUGCCUGCACUCUCCAUUCCCUUAAUGGGCACAGCCGGCCUGGCUAGCACUGGCAGGGCACAGGUCAGGCCCUGUGUGAUGGCCCUCCAUCCCUAGGGCCAGGUCUUUUCGUUUGAGCAAUAAGGGGAGGAAGGGCAGGGCCAGAGGACACUCAGGGAUGCCGUCAGGCCAGGGCCCUCGUUGUGUUUUCUUUAGAAAGAAAGCUGACUGUACUCGUAAAUUAUAUUUCUUGGAGAAAGAAUGUGUGCCUCCCACAUGCCUGUUUUUCAUAAGCUCAGGAGCCCUCGGUGCCCUGCCCGAGUGUCCCAGCCCUCUGCCAGGCUGGCCCUGGCUGACUGUCAUCAUUUCAUUCAUCAGGGGACAGCGUUUCCCACCAGCAGUGGUGGCUUUGGCCCCUGCAGGCUCUGUCCUUAUGUCUGUCUCCGCUUCCCUGCUCUGGGCUGUCCUGUCCCCCGGUUCAACUAUGAAGUCCUGGGUGUUUUUCCAUCUCUCAAGAGCUAGGCUGAGCUUUCUGUGUCCUCUGCGGGCACAGAAAGCCACUGAUCUCUUUGGUGACUGUCUCUCUCUGUACCUGAGCCGUGCCCUCCUCCUCUCUCCCUAGGCUCCUGCUCAGCUCAGCUCAGCUCUACUGUUGCCCCUCCUCCCCCCAGGGGAGACAGCCUUGAGGUCUGUCUCCCAUGAGAAGGUCCUGUUAGUCUCUGUCCCCAUGGCAACAAGCACUGAUGUCACAUGGCCCUGAAAGGUCAGGCUUUGCCCUGGGCUUGGCUGGCAUGCUCUGCUGGAACCUGGAAAGGUGGGGGCUGGGCACAGGUCUGGAGCAGCCUGCUCCUUCCCAAGGAGGAGGGUUGGGCAUGUUGAGGAUCUUCCUGAGACCUGAGUUCCUGAAGCAAGGAAUUGAGGAGGCCCCAGGAUCACUCAGGAUGGGCGUGGGCUAGAACUACCUUCCCAAGCUAUACAAGGACUUGUGGCAGAAGGCAGGUGCCUGGGCCUGGCCCCAAGAGCCACAGGUGAGUGCCUGCUUCCCAGGCAGCAUUUCCCCAUCUGCAUGAAGGAGUAGGGCUACUCAGGGUGAUGCUACAGCUCAGUGUGUGCACCCUAGAGUUCGCCUGCCUUUCUUUCUGCAGGAUUGAAGCUCAGUUUCUUUCCUCCCUCUCCCAGCUCCCUGUGCUUCCUCCCCUGCUACAAGGCCCUGCGCUGGCCUCCCCUGGGUCAGCUGAGGCACUCGACUCUCCCCUUUGGCUCUACCAAGGUUGGCACCCUUGUAAUAUGCUGCUUUCCUUCAGGAAACAGUAGAGGUUGGCAUCUGGGUGCCCAUCAUGCUGCUUGCUAUUAGCCACCAGGAGCCAGCACCUCUGGGAAGUCAUUUGGUUGAAGCAGAUGUUAGUGCCUGGCUGUGGGGACCGGCAAGAGUCCAUGAGACAGGGUGCUGCUCCCUGGUCCAGCAGGUGUCAUGGCUCCCCGGCAGUCCUGGCCCUCCUCCACUUGUGUCCUGUGACUUUUCCUGGGCCUCACAUGAGGGACACUGAUAAUGCCUGUGCUGGUUCCCCAAGGCACAGCCAAAGCUGGACCGGUGCAGGGACUGUGCUCCUCCUGCAGCACUGGGGUAGACAGGCCGUGGUGGAGCUAGAGAGAGAACCCUGAAGGAUUGCUUGUGCCAGGGGCUGGGGUCGGAACAGGAAGGCAGGCUGGGAGCUGGGAGGAGAGCAGGGGGCAGCAGGGACAGCCUGGGCUGUGGCCUCCUGAAUCUUGCAGGGCCCACUCUGGCUCCCAGACCCAUAAGCAGAGUGCAGGACUGAAGCCAGGCUCUGCUCUCUCGAUAGAUUGGAGUCUAUGGACAGGUAGAAUGUGGGGCCCAACACCCAGGUCUCUCCAUUUCCUGCCCUCCUUCUCCUGCAGGGCCUUACCCUGGGGUCCCACCUGGAGCACUUCCCUGGCUUCCCCAAGACACUGGGCGGGCGCUAUGGUUCUGAGGAUGGACAUUUAUUAGCACACACAGGCGUGAGCACAGAACGUAUAUGCAGACAGUCCCUGCCCAGGGGCUCACAAUCUAAACAAGACACGUCACACACACACACACAAGACAGACACAGGGGUGGGAGCAGGGCUGCCUUUACAGUGACAGGAGGUCGGGGCCACAGGCUGGGGGAAACAAUGAGUCAGCCUUGUCCUUCUGGAGUGGGCACUUGUGGGGAAGGGGACCCUGGGACAGUGGCCUGGUAGGGAUGAGGAUGGUGCCUGAGGAAUGGAGGUACAGUGGGGAAGUUCUGCUAGUGGGCUGUAUCUCAAGCACGGUGACAGACACAGCCUGGCAAGCCAGUGGGACCCAAGGUGACUCACCUGACCCCAGCUCCUCCAGACUCUGGCACAGGUCACAGGUCACACUGGUCUCUUUGUCUCAUGUUGGGGAGGGGACCCAGGGCCUCCUGUAUGCUUGGCAAGUGCUCGCCACAGCACUGCACCCCCACAUAAUCCAGGACACUGAGGGCAGCUGCUGGGCCGAUGGAGGGGUGUGGGUCCCUCGUUCCAGAGAGGGCAUGGCCAUUGGGUAGACAUGGGCCCUGGAGGUGCGCCUGUCCCUUGGGAGGUGGGGGCCUGAGCUGCCUGGCCCUGCCUCGGGCUGGAGAGGGCAGGGCAGUUAUUGCUUCUCUAGGGAAGAAAAUGGCGUGCCUGGCUUGUCACAGCCACAGCAGAGCCUGGCCCAGCUUCCUCAACGUGGGCUAGAACCUGCAGGGGCCCCUCUCCUGGGGGAGCAUUUCCUGACCUUGAAGAGGUGAACUAAGAUCAGGGUGGAGAGGGGCUGCAGGCCCUCUGUGGGGACCCAGGCAGAGGCUCCACAGGCAGGUUAGGGGACAAUGGUCUGGCCAGGGAACUGAACUGAAAAGCCGCACUCCAGGCCUGCUGUGUUCUGGGGAAGAGCCAGGCUGCCAGCGACAUCCAGCCCCGGGGCAACAGGCAUGUGCUGGAGACUGGCUGGGGUCCCCAACUGCUCACCCAGCCGCUGCUGCCCAAGGUGGCUGAGCAGGGCCCAGAGAGUAAACAGCCAAUGCCCUGCUUUUCACCAUCCUUUAUUAAUCAGAACAGGCCUUACCCGACAGCAGGGCCCAUUCCCACAAAAAUAGGAUUUUGCAAAGAGGAAAUUCUGCUGGCUUACAGGGUGUAUGUGGUGGAAAACUUCUGUAUGGUUCUUUUUUUCUUUGUUUCUUCAGCUUUUUCUCUUCAUUUCUCUUCACUGCAAAAAUUCUUUCUUUUUUUUUGUAUUAGUGGGUUUUUGUCUUUUUUUUUUUUUUAUAAAA
Messenger RNA from Cavia porcellus (domestic guinea pig), 4932 nucleotides. RefSeq names its product leucine rich repeat containing 10B (gene Lrrc10b). Gene Ontology annotation, molecular function: protein binding. The coding region runs from base 206 to 1084 and encodes 292 amino acids. NCBI's taxonomy places the organism in Eukaryota, Metazoa, Chordata, Mammalia, Rodentia, Caviidae. The record is from RefSeq and is a predicted model, not a curated record. The transcript has a single exon.